This is a messenger RNA of Budorcas taxicolor (takin), 1059 nucleotides long. It is a transcript of the gene SFT2D2, whose product is annotated as SFT2 domain containing 2. Gene Ontology annotation, cellular component: membrane. The record is from RefSeq and is a predicted model, not a curated record. Bases 37 to 519 code for a protein of 160 amino acids. Lineage: Eukaryota; Metazoa; Chordata; Mammalia; Artiodactyla; Bovidae. Gene Ontology annotation, biological process: vesicle-mediated transport. The transcript has 8 exons.
GCGGCUGGAGGGGCAGCCGGGUGGACCCGUCUCGCCAUGGACAAGCUGAAGAAGGUGCUGAGCGGGCAGGACACUGAGGAUCGGGGCGGCCUGUCCGAGGUUGUUGAGGCAACUUCAUUAAGCUCGGGCACCAGAAUAAAAGGCUUCAUUGCCUGUUUUGCUGCAGGAAUUCUCUGCUCACUUCUGGGAACUCUCUUGCUCUGGGUGCCCAGGAAGGGACUAUAUCUCUUCGCAGUGUUUUAUACCUUUGGUAACAUCGCAUCUCUUGGGAGCACUGUCUUCCUCAUGGGACCGAUGACACAGCUGAAGCGAAUGUUUGAGCCUACGCGUUUGAUUGCAACUAUCAUGGUGCUGUUAUGUUUUGCACUUACCCUGUGUUCUGCCUUUUGGUGGCACAACAAAGGGCUUGCUCUCAUCUUCUGCAUUUUGCAGUCUCUGGCCCUGACGUGGUACAGUCUUUCCUACAUACCAUUUGCAAGGGACGCUGUAAAGAAGUGUUUUACUGUGUGUCUUGCAUAACACACAGCCACGUUUGCAAAGCUCUGGAAAGCACCAUGGAUGGAUAUGGGUGGACCGUGUUGUAAAUAUCUUCUAAACCUCUAUCUCACAGACAUGUGCCUUUGAUCUUGCAAGCAACACGUCGCUUGCAUUUUGAACCUUUGAGGAUUGCUUUUGGAGGCAACUGUGUGUUCCCAAACCCAAAUGUCUGCCACAUGAUACAAGAAAUGGGUUCUAUAUAUGACAGAGUGGAAUCUUCCUCAUAUAUCUUUGGAUGGUGUUCCACUAAGUUUUUAUGGGUAAAAACCUUGUUAACAGCAGCAGAUAAGCCUUGGGAGCCAGUGAUUCCCAGUUGGUGACAGAUGGCAUUAUUGGAUACUCAGGUGCAACAGGAAGGGAUAGAGUUUGGGAAUCAACGGGACUUUGUAGAUUUGUCCCUCAGCGUGUCACGCCUGCCCCAUACAACAUGGAUAUAUUUCUGCUCUGGUGUCCAGGAACAAGCUGCCAUCCUGACAUUUGAACAUGAGCCUGUGAAGAACCUGGCUGUGGAAUGAAGUAGAA